This is a messenger RNA of Pangasianodon hypophthalmus (striped catfish), 3529 nucleotides long. Its product is annotated as tumor necrosis factor receptor superfamily member 5. The transcript is spliced from 8 exons. The coding region runs from base 326 to 1225 and encodes 299 amino acids. NCBI's taxonomy places the organism in Eukaryota, Metazoa, Chordata, Actinopteri, Siluriformes, Pangasiidae. The record is from RefSeq and is a predicted model, not a curated record. Gene Ontology annotation, molecular function: CD154 receptor binding; antigen binding; transmembrane signaling receptor activity. Gene Ontology annotation, biological process: positive regulation of blood vessel endothelial cell migration; defense response to protozoan; inflammatory response. Gene Ontology annotation, cellular component: membrane; CD40 receptor complex; external side of plasma membrane.
UUCUUCAUGUUUCUCUCUCUCACAUACACACACACAUACAUUAGUCUCUUUCUUCUUGAGAGCCUUCACACCUUACAUUCACUUUCCUCUUUUAGGUAACAUGAGAUGAGAGAGAGAGAGAGAGAGAGAGAGAGAGAAAGAGUGGGUGGGAUGAUAAAAUCAGAACGAGACAGAGGAAGUGACAGAGACAGCAUGAAGCAUGUAAAAUGCAACCAGUUGUAGAACAAAGAGAAACCUCGUCAAACUCAGAACUUUAAGGAACCUUAAGGGGAUUCAUUUUUAAUUUUUUAAAUUAAAAAAUCUUAUCAAGUGAAAACUUUCAGCAAUGGCCUGCUCUCCGGACGAGCAUGAACACAAAGGUUCCUGCUGCAAAAAAUGCCCAAAAGGGAAACAUGUGUCAAGUUACUGUGCUGCAUCUUCACAAACGGAGUGUGCACAGUGCCGUAGUGGCUUCUACACAGAAACUGAUAAUUUUAUAGACGAUUGCUUGCCAUGUAGAUCAUGUGACCCUAACAACCAUCUGCAAACAUCAAAGUACUGCACAGCAGACAGCAACACAAAAUGCAAGUGCAUGGAGGGCUUCUACUGUACUCAAACAUCUGGAAAUUGUCAAGAUCACUGCGAGAAAUGUGAAUUAGUCCACCGCUGCCCACCAGGACAAGGAGUUUCAGUUCCCUCCAACAGCACACGUAACACAGUGUGCAAGCUCUGUCCACCAGGAACCUUCAACAAGGAGACUGAUUAUGUCACACCUUGUCAAAAUCACACCAGCUGUUCGGAUCUGGGUCGGUCUUUGAUAUCAGCUGGAACAGCAGAAACAGACGCCGUAUGUGGAGAUUUUAUACAUCGCUGUCAUUGGAUGAUUCCUGCUAGUUUGUGGGCGGGGCUAAUCCUGACGCUCAUGCUCAUUAUGAUUGGAGUUAUUUAUCUGAAGUGUAAGCGUAGAGGAAAAGCAGUGAUUACAUUGGUGACUUCAGAGAAUUUCGUCCCACCAGCUCUUCCUCCAGACGUCAUCAAGUAUCCGGGAAGCCCAGAGUUACAAACACUCACUCACAGCAGUAAGCUCUGUGCUGAAGAGGACGACGGCACUCUCGAGACUGACGGCGUCUCUGUGAACAUGUUUUUGGAGAAGUGUGGAGCUCUGUACAUCCCGGACACCUGCAUGUCCUACAUCAGCGAGCCGUACAGGUCCGAGCCGCAGGAGGACGACUGGCCUGUACCCUGACACACCCUCGGCUUCUCCUGCGCUCUCUCCCGCUUCCUCCUCACUCUGUCCCGCUGCUCAUUUCAGGUUUUUCCCCCAAAUACUUCAACACACACACACGCACACACACAGGCUCCGUUUUAGAGGUGAUGUGUGUGUGUAAUACCCAUAAUGCACUGCGAGGAGUCAGCCAUGUUACCUGGAGCAGAGAGCUGGAGUUCUGAUGUGUUUAACAUCUCUGUGUCCAAUAAUCUUAUUAUUAUUAUUUUCCCACAUUCUUUCAUUUCCACUUGAUGAAUGUUAAUAAAAUAUUACAUUUUAUCAAUGCUAGCAUUUGGGACACUGUUUUAUUUAAAUGAAGAUAUACAGAUUUUUGUUUUAUUUAUUUAUUUUUUUGCUAAACCUAUGUAGAAUGUACAGCUUGAACACGAUGCAUAACAAAAUAAUACUUGUAUUCAUUUUGUAGUUUUAUAAAUACUUCUUUUUAAUAGGUGAUGUAAUUUAAAAAUUCAGUAAAUCUAUUCCUGUAAAAAAAAUAACAAUAUUUAUCCUUCUAGAGUUGCAUUCGUGUAUGAAGCUGGUAUAAUAAUAUAGUGUCUAUAAUAAUAGUGAUGUGUAAUCACUAAACAUUUAUUUGAAUUAAGUAAACAAUUCUGUAAAAUUUUACAGCGUAACAUCUCAUAAUUCCUUCAGAUACGGGAAGAAAAGAAAAGGGGUUUUACGCUGUAGAGUUUGAGUGUAAGGGGUCACUGACAGCUACAGACAGGACUACAGCGUCCCCUGGUGGCUCUACCUCUGAUGAUUGUUUUUACCUUCACAUAUUUAAUUUGCUGUAGCCUUUAGGCAAAUGUUAUCCGAAAACCCAGUGCUAAUCAUGCUUACCAAUACCACUUCAUGAAAAUAUAUAUCCAAUUCAAUUACUCAUGAAGGCUCUCUUUAAUUAUUGCAUUAUUAAAGUUAUAAAUGACUGCUGUAUGCUGAUUGCCCUCAUCCCUGCUGGAAGUACAAUAGAAAUACAUAGAAUUUGUAAUGGUUUUAAUGGGAAUUGUAUUGGUUUUAAUGGAAACUCUAAUGGUCCCUGUGGGUCACUACUGGUAAUUCCUUACCUUCUGUUGGUGGCAUGUUAUGUCUAGUGGAUACCAUUAAGGACCAGUAAUGGUUUUAAUAGUUAGCUGAUGGUUUGUAAUGGUAUUUGUACUGGAAACCAUUAGAAUUUUUUUGAUGGUUUCUAUUGUUUUUUCAGCAGGGAUAGUUUCAUCUAACAUUUGAACUUAGUGGACAUUUUAUUCUAGCACUGGCGAUUGUUCUGUUUUAUUCAUGUUUUAUUUAUUUUUUCCUGAUUUAGGUUUUUUUGUUGUUGUUGUUGUUGUUGUUUGUUUUGUUUGUUUUUUUAGUCUGAUUAAUUUACUUCUUGACCGAGUCAGUUGCUAGCUAGCAUUCAGUGAAUCAAUCUGAACGAAUCAUUUAAACUGAGUCACGGAAAUGACUCAAAAAGUCUAAUAUUGAGCCACUUCAAGCUCGUGUUAGCACAAAAUCAAGCUAUAUUCCUGAGGACUGGUCAAUAAGUGACCAUUAGCAGCUAUUAGCUAACUAUCUACCUGACUACUGGCUCAGUAUUAGACAUUUCUGAGUCAUUUCAGUGACUCAAUUUAAAUGAUUCGUUCAGAUUGAUUCGCUGACUUAUUUAGUUUGGCCAAAUGUAACUACAGCCUCCAUUUAAAGCCAGCAACAAACAGCUUGUUCAAAAGCGAUUCAAUGAACUCUGAUCAGCUACACAAGCAGAAGAAUCUCAGUCAUGGCUGAAAGAUUUACUGGAAUCAUUGGCUUAUCUACACUCAGGUUCAUUUUAAAAUCUAACUUAACAUAAGCCUAGGCAAUUGAGAAUCAUAAAUCAGGGUUAUUUGAUAAUUUGCUGAUGCUGUUCUUUUUGGGUUCUUUUUGGGUCUGAUGAGUGCAGCAGCAACUGAACAAAACAAAUGACUCACUGCAUACUGAUUCACUCAUCUAGAGACUCAAUCAGUAUCUACUGACUGUGAUGUGGUCCUUCAUCUGAACAGGUCUGUUUGUCAGGAGACUCUGCUGGAAAGAAAUAAUAGGACACAUUACAGACUUCUGUUGGUUCUUGAUGGUUUUUAAUGGAGUCUAAUCAGUAUUCUGUAUGUUUGGAAUAUUAGCAACUGUAAUUAAACUGAAUUCAUAUGUUGCUCAUAAGCUUGCUCAUUAGGGAUAAAAGUUAUAAAUUUAAUGUAUAUAUUUCUGUAAUGUUGCUUUGUUACAAUGUCCAUUGUUACAAGUGCUAUAUAAAUAAAAUAAAAUUGAAUUGAA